AUGAGUUCGCGGCAAGCGAGCAUUGAAGUCAAGAAAGCAGCCAUAGACUUCGUGACUUUCCUUAACAAAGCUGUCACACCAUUUCACGCUGUGGAAGAAAGUGCGAAUCGAUUAAGGGAUGCUGGAUUUCAAGAACUGAAGGAAUCCGAGCACUGGACUAUUGAACCAUCAAAAAAAUAUUUCGUCACGAAGAAUAAAUCGACAAUUUUAGCCUUUGCUGUCGGUGGAAAAUACCGACCAGGUAAUGGAUAUUCUAUGGUUGUGGCACACACCGAUAGUCCAUCACUGAGAGUAAAACCAAUUUCAAAACUAUGCAGUGAUAAAUACCUACAGGUUGGCGUAUCAACGUACGGUGGAGGAAUAUGGCACACCUGGUUCGAUCGCGACCUCAGCAUUGCAGGAGAAGUUAUAUACAAAAAAGAUAAUGCUAUUGUUCGGAAACUGGUAAACAUUGAUGCUCCCAUACUUUUCAUACCAAAUUUAGCAAUUCAUUUGACUUCUUCCUCGGAACGUAACAAAUUUGAGUUCAAUAAUGAGACCAAUUUGCGACCUAUAAUCGCCACUCUCACAACCAAAAGCCUAAAUGAAAAUGCAAAGAAAUGCUGGGCAGAUGAUGUUGAUGCAAGUAGUGUGAUAAACGAUCAUCACAUGGUAUUUCUGGAUACAGUAGCUAAUGCGGCUGACUGUGAACCUAAUAACAUAUUGGACCUUGAUUUAUAUCUUUACGACCAUCAGAAGGCGACGAUUGGAGGAGUCCAUGAAGAAUUUAUCAGUGGCCAAAGAUUAGAUAACUUAGUUGGUGCAUAUACAUGUAUCUCUGGACUUCUGAAAAGCGUUGCGGCGGAUGAUGCGCUUACUAAUGAAGAAAAUAUUAGAUUGGCUGCCUGUUAUGACAACGAAGAGUGCGGAAGCGGCUCGGCACAAGGCGCUGCAAGCAGCUUUACCGAGUGGGUUCUAAGACGUUUAGCAGCAGGUGAUUCACAAGCGGCAUUCGAAGAAGCUAUGGGAAAGUCAUUUUUGAUCAGUGCAGAUCAAGCACAUGCAGUGCAUCCCAACUAUAGAGAAAAGCAUGAGGAAUGCCAUAAACCAGAUCUCCAUGGGGGUAUCGUGGUCAAGAUAAAUGUUGAUCAACGUUACGCUACAACGGCUACUACACAUAGUGUCUUGAAACAAAUUGCAUGUCUGGCGGGUGUACCACUGCAGAAAGUAGUGAUUAGGAACGACAUGCCAUGUGGUUCAACGGUCGGACCCAUACUUUCUACUCGCCUUGGCAUCCAAACAGUGGAUGUUGGAUGUCCACAGCUAGCAAUGCAUUCUAUACGCGAAUUGACGAGUGCUUCGAGCAUCCAUCAGGCUGCUACACUAUACUCGACGUUCUACCAACAAAUUCCGCAUGUUUUGGCAACCAUUUCAUGA
Molecule: messenger RNA, 1416 nt
Organism: Cercopithifilaria johnstoni
Lineage: Eukaryota; Metazoa; Nematoda; Chromadorea; Rhabditida; Onchocercidae
Source: the annotation of a GenBank genome assembly